Molecule: messenger RNA, 2722 nt
Organism: Benincasa hispida (wax gourd)
Lineage: Eukaryota; Viridiplantae; Streptophyta; Magnoliopsida; Cucurbitales; Cucurbitaceae
Source: RefSeq, a predicted model, not a curated record
GUUUGACUAGUACACAACUUGUUUUUUGGUUUUAGGCUGAAACCUUAUUAAAUAAGAUGUUCAACCUCCAUUUGAAUGCACACACUUUUUCAUAUCAACAUGGGUGGAGUUGGAUUUGGAAGAGGGUUUCAAAUUCUCAUCUUCCUAUCAUUUUUCUUUCCAAUCAAAACGAUAUCAAAAAACAAUUCACCAUCUAAUGCACUUUGCAUUGAAAUGGAGAGAAAUGCACUUUUGAGAUUCAAGAAAGAGCUUCAAGAUCCGUCAAAUCGUCUUUCAUCAUGGAUUCUUGAAGUAGAUUGUUGCAAGUGGAUUGGUAUUCAUUGCGAUAAUUCAACCGGCCAUGUCAAGAAGCUUGAUCUCUCAAAUGUUCAAUAUGUUAAAUGGCCAAUUGAAGAAGAGUUUAUUUCUUUUAGAAACUCCCCGUUGAAGGGAAAUUUAAGCAACUCAAUCUUGAAUUUGAAAUAUAUAAGUCACAUCGAUUUGAGUUAUAAUGAUUUUGGAGGGACUCAGAUUCCAAAAUUUUUUAGAUCACUUAUAAGUUUGAAUCAUCUUGUUCUCAGAAAGUCGAUAUUUCAAGGAUUGAUACCUCAUCAGCUUGGAAAUCUAUCAAACUUGCAACGACUUGAUUUGCGAGGGACUAUACCAGGAUCGAUAACAUCACUUGGCAACUUAAGGAAAAUUUGUAUAUCAGGGAAUCAAAUUUCAGGUCCCAUUCCAGAGCACAUAGGAAACUUAUCUUCAUUAGAAUAUUUGGAUCUUUCUAGUAAUGAAUUGAGUGGAACUCUUCCAGAAAGCAUAGGAUUGCUGUCAAGUUUAAAACAUCUAUUGAUUUAUGAUAAUCACUUUGAAGGCAUUAUAUCAGAAGUUCACUUUGCAAAUCUCAGGAGUUUGAAGUAUCUAGUAAUGUCAGAAAAUAAUUUGACAUUAAGCUUCUCUGUUGGGUGGGAACCUCCUUUCAACCUUAUUAGUAUAGAAUUGAGAUCUUGCAACUUAGGUCCCAGAUUUCCCAAAUGGCUUAAGUCACAGAAGAAUUUUUAUUCAAUCAGUCUUUCUAAUGCAAAAAUUGUAGACACCGUCCCAGAUUGGUUUUGGAAUUUGUCUACAUCAUAUGAAUACUUGGAUCUCGCUUACAACAAACUGUCGGGUAAAAUUCCUGAUUUUCUUCUUGAUGCUUCAAACACAGUUAUAUGCCUUCGUUCCAAUAAAUUUCAUGGCAACUUACAUCGCAUAUCAUCUCAUGUUUCCCAACUUGAUCUUUCUAAUAAUUCAUUUGUUGGAAGCAUGUCUCACUUCUUAUGUCAUCCCAUAAGUCGAAAUAACCGAUUGAUGAUUCUUCAUCUUCAAAACAAUAUUUUGUCAAAACAUAUCCCAGACUGUUGGACAAACUGGAUGUUACUAGAAACUAUGAACUUGGAUAGUAAUAAUUUAUCUGGAAAGCUACCAAGCUCCAUGAGAUUUCUAAUCAACCUAGAGGCUUUGCAUCUACGUAAUAAUAGCUUUUUCGGAAAGAUCCCUCAUUUUCUUAAGAAUUGCUCGAGCUUAAUCACUUUGGAUCUUGAUUUAAAUGCAUUUCACGGAAAAAUUCCAACAUGGAUUGGGACAAAUCUCUCAAAUCUCAUAUUUCUUGGACUUCGAUCUAACCAAUUCAGUGGUUUAAUCCCAAAUGAACUCUGUCAUCUCUCGUAUUUGCAAAUCAUGAACAUUGGCAACAACAACUUGAUUGGGUCUAUACCACAUUGUUUUGGAAAUUUUACAGCCAUGGCUAGUACCAGACAUAAAAAGUAUUAUUUUUACUCCGUCUCUUAUCAUAUGUACCCCGAUGAUCAAUUACCAGAGAUUGCAUAUGUGAUAGCUAAGGGCGAAGAGUUUCAAUAUGACAAAACCCUAUACCUCAUGACAAGCAUGGACCUUUCACACAACAACUUAUCAGGAGAAAUUCCCCAAGAAAUCACCAAUCUUGUGGAAUUGAAAUCUAUGAAUCUUUCGGGAAACAGUCUGAGAGGAAACAUUCCACAACAAAUUGGAAGCAUGACAAACGUGGAGUCUCUUGAUUUAUCAAGAAACCAACUCUCAGGACAAAUACCACAAAGCAUCUCCAAAUUAUCAUCCUUGAGUUACUUGAACUUGUCUUACAAUCACUUGUUGGGUCCAAUUCCAACCAGUACACAACUCCAGAGCUUUGAUCCAUCGAGCUUCCUUGGCAAUGAGUUAUGCGGACUGCCACUGACCAACACUCGUUCAACAGACAAGACGACAUCAAACACAGAGAAUGAAGAUCAAGCAAAAGAAGGUGAUGAAAAUUUCAUUGACCAGUGGUUUUAUUUAAGUGUUGCAAUUGGCUUUGUGGUUGGGUUUUGGGGGAUUUGGGGUCCAUUAUUAAUCAGCCAGACUUGGAGACGUACAUAUUUUAGGCAUAUGAGCUCCUUAUGCCACAAUUUCAGUUAGUGAGUAGUUUUUUUUUUCCUUUUUCUGUUUUAAUUCUUGAAACUGAGUAAAGUAUAUGUUUUGUUGUAACAAUGUAAUAUGUAAUUUUGUGUUGGAUAGUUGAGUUUCACAUUAAGUGUGUGUGUGUGUUUUUUUUUUUUAUUUUGUUGUAAUAUUUUUGUUUAUCGUCUAGAUUUAUUAUUUUGAGAUAUCUAUUGUUGUAUGCAUCAAGUUGUGAUUAAGAAAACUCGUUGUAAUCCAUUAAUUAUUAUAAUGAAAAUUUUGACUUCGAUCCAUA